AUGGGCUUCAUUUUGCAAACGGAUCGUCUAGAAACAUUCAUCUCUAUAGCUAAGACGUUACCAUCUGCUGAAAUAUAUGAUGUUGUAGAGGGCUACAUAAAAAUUUCAGUGGAAUGUGCUGAAAUUUUCAAACUUCUGGAUGGAGAAAGAAAGCCUGAAAGUGAAAUGCUAUUAAUCUUUCAAGCUCUGGAAGCCAUCUUACUGAGGACAGCAAGUGACCUCUCCCAUUUUUCUGUUGUGGGCCUGAACAUAGUCAAGAAGUUGAUUCAUACCUACAUGAGAUUGAUCUAUGCUGCCUUGUAUUCUGAAAAUCACAGGAUGAGCCGAGUAUGCCUUACCCUGUUGUCAGCAAUGGUGGCCCAGGGACCAGAUUCAGCAAGGGAUGUGUAUAGCCAUUUUGAUUUCAAUAAUAAGUUUCUAUCUGGCUUAGUGAAAAAAAGAGAUAAGAAGGGAAGACCUGAUGUCCGUAUGGCCUACAUUCAGUUUGCGCUCUCCUUUUUAAUUGCUGGUGACGAUGCAAUCUUGAUACAAGUGCUGGAAUUAAAAGAUUUCAUUCCAGAUAUUCUUCGUUCUGGAAUAAAGGAAGACAAAAUAUCUACUGUCAAUCUUCUGCUCUCCACGUUGAAAACUAAGGUGGUUCAAAAUAAAAGCGUCACCAAGACCCAGAAGGUGCGUUUUUUUACUGCGGAGGUGUUGAAUCACAUAGCUUCACUUUACCGUUGGAAUGGGAUUACUGAUGUCAGCACUGAGGAUUUCAAGGUAACUCAAGGUUCUGAAGAGGUGGGAAAGAUCAUGGUACGAGAACUUGUUCAUAAUUUCUUAAUGGACCUCUGCUGUUCUCUGAAACAUGGCAUAAAUUUCUAUGAUCCAAGUCUUGGAACUUCUGGCAGAGGAGGAAAUGUGGUGCUUCUGCGCUUUCUGCUUGGUUUAAAAACUGCAACAGAAGAUGAAAUGGUUGCUGACCUUGUGGUGAAUAUUCUUAAAGUAUGCCCAGAUUUACUGAACAGGUACUUUAAGGACACCCAGUAUUCUUUUGUUCCUAGAUUGAAGUCAGCUUGGAUGGACAAUAUCAAGUUACUAAAAAAGAUCUAUGAGGCUCAACCAGAGAUUUCCACUUCUUUUAAGACUACAGAGUUUAUUCCUCUUCCUAGGCUGCUUUCUAUGGUGAUGGUAACAACUGUCCCUGCAGUGUGCAAUAAAAUAAUGUUCACCCAAGGACUAAAUUUACCUAGCAAAGUGGUGAAGCACAGCAUCCUGUCCCUUAUAUCGACAGUUCUGCGAAGAGCCUUGAAGAAUAUUGAGUACUGUUUGAAUGAAGACACUUGGCAAAAGUCAGAAAUCUACACGCUGUCAAUGAUGCAGGAAUUCACACAACUCUACAGAGAAGCUAUCAGCAAGCUUUUACCAGACAUGAACAAUAUAGUGGCUGUCUGGCAGUCACUUCUGAAGCAAGAGAGAGAAAAUCAUGAUGGGCAAGAGAAGAGGGAAAGCACCAUCUCCUCUGUGAAGGCACUGACUGAGAUAGCAGAAGUUGCUGAACCGCAUGGUUCAGAUGAUGCCGAAACACUCUUUUUGAAAGCUGCACUACUUCAGGUCAUAUGCCUUUAUCAGAAGGUUGUGCCCCAUUUGGUAGCGCGGAGCAAUUUUGAUUUUAGCAAGCUACUUAAAGGUAUCGUCACCGAAAAAGGCCUCCGAGAGGAGAUCCCUCCUGUUCUGCAGUACCAUAUACUAAAAGUGGCCUUGGAACUGCCUGCAAAUAAAUUUGCCUGGUUCAGAGUACAGGAUGUCUCUGAGAUGGAAAAGGUGUCUGGUGAAAAAUCGGUUUUCUACUUACUGAUGAAAAUGUUUGUUACAAGUAACCAUUCUCAUCUGAAAAUAUCAACCAAAAAACUGAUCAUCAAGGUUUUACAUGACAGCGGAGUGUUUGAGUACACAUGGAAGGAGCUUUCAAUUUGGCUGGAACACUUGGAUAAUACAAAAGAAGACAAAAAGGAAGCAGUGAUUCAAUUUUUGGAAAGGCUUGUUCAGGAGGCCAGUAUGCUCCAAGUUCAUAUGUUUAAACAAGACUCCGAUAAUGUCAGCAUCCCCAUCUCUCACAUUGAUGAUGUCCUGGAUAUGGUGGAUGUCCUAGUUGAGGGCAGCGAUGGCUUAGAUGAAGAAAUUGGAUUCACUUUAAAUGAAGACACUGUUAUCCAAACGUUUCCAUUUAGUGCUGUUGUCCCUGCUGCAUUAGAAGCCAGGAAUAAACUGUUGCUUCAGACUGAAAAUGAAACAGGAGCACACAUCGUAGAAUAUCUUGUUGCUGUUUUCACUGACCUCCUGCACUCUCAGAGAGAUCCCCUUGCUCUCUGCUUGAUGUUCCAGCUCUAUGAUAAAGAUCUCCAGUCCCUGAAAGUUUCUAAGUAUCCUCAGCUCUACCAGUUUAACCGAUACUAUAAUCUCUGGAUACCCCAGCAAACUCGGGAAUCUGUGCAGUUUAAACAAUGCAAAGAGGUAUGCAAAGAACCUGCUGUGGCCCUAGAUUCUGUGUUUACCACUUUGCUGAAGAAAGCCUAUGAGAGAGGAAGCAGUACCUUAAUGGAAGAUGACAUCCAGACAAAAUUGAGAGACUUGGCUUCCCGUCUCCCACCUGAACAGCUUUUGCUGGGAGUAAAGCAUGUGUUGCUGUGCCUAAAAUCCACAGUGGAGAACUUUGGCAGUCUUAGUAAAACUUCUGGUCCUCACCUUCUCCAUCUCUAUGUGGACCUGCUGAGCAGCUUGUUGUGCCAGGGUAAUCAAAUGGAGCUGGAUAAUCGGCAGAAGCAAGAAGAGGUUCAGACUGAAUCAGAUCUGUUUAUGGACGUGGAAGCUCUGAUUACAGUGGAGUCUUCAAAUGACAAGACAUUAGAAGAUAUGCUCAUGUUGAUUUUCAAACAUCCUACUUUGGAGAGCUGGUUCUUGGCUUUAGAACGACGUUCUCUUCCUCAGCACAACUUAAACCCCGUGACUGUGAAGCUCCUGUCAGCUCAUCUCAAUUCUGGGGUGCUGCAGCUGCUGAAAACAGGUGCCCCAGUGUUGCAGAGCAUGAAUCACAUACAUGUAUUAUCAAAGUAUUUUGAAGCUAUCACGAAAAGUAUCUUGAUAGAGCUACAGGCUGUGGGGAAAGAAGGAAAUCGGCUGCCUCCUAAGAAGUCUCACCAACUGGAGGCUCUACAGGAGUUGCAUGUGUACAUGGCUGCAGCUCAGCUAAAAGAGAUUACUUUAACUAUGCUGCAACUCCCAGAGACAAGCUUGACUACUCAGAAAUCUGAAAAAUCUCCCAAAAAAGGGAAACAGUUGAGCUUCUACGGACAGAUUUUGGUGCAGCUCCUCACAGGGAGCUACCAGAGGCAGCCCCAAAGAGGAGAACUACUGCUAUCCACAGAGCACAUUAAAGCUUUGGGAAUGUUGAUGUCAGUAUCAGCCAGCAAAGACUUGGAGAAAGUUUUCCUGCAGGCUCUCCAAAGAGAGCCGGUAUUCACACAUGCAGUCGAUGUGGAGGUGCACGUUCACUGCCUUACCCAGGGAUCAGAAACCUCCCUUGCCAUUGUGGCUGUGCUGAUAAAACACUGUAGGACUCACCUGCUACAGUUUGAGCUGUGGUGUCUAAGCUGUGCCACUGAAAAGUAUCUCAGGAAAAACAUGGAGAGCUUUCUUCCACUCGUGAAUGUGUAUUUGCAAUACAGAGAGCAAUAUGAUUUCACCCGACCUUCCGCAGUUGUCUCAGGUGUUAUACCUGUCUUGAGAAAAGCUCUGUGGAAGGAGCUUUCCACCAUAGUGGCAGCCGCAGAAGCGUCACAUGAGAUCACGGUGAAGCUGCAAGUUCUUUCAAAGUUGUUGCCAUCUUCAGAAAGCAAAUGGCUGCAAAAUCUUAUUGACCAGCUCCCCGCUGCUCUUGAGAAGGCAGAAAAUCAUGAGAGUUGGACUGUGGCAGAUGCCAUAUCUGGAGUGCUGGAAAACUCUGAAGAGCUGCAUUCUUGGAGGAAACGCCUGUUGUCAGCCUGCAUGAAGGGAUUAAUUGUCAUGUACAGCGGGAGUAAAGAAGAGAGCAAGCAAGAGGCAGAGAGGUCUAUGCUGUUGAAGCUGGAAGAAUUGUUGCACUUUGUUGAAGAAGUGGACCCAGAUGACUGGUACAGCCUUGUAAAGACAGGACUCAAGUACCGUUACAGAGAUGAAGCAUUUUUGAAAGCCCUGUGUAUUGCUAUUCAGUUAUUAUACAAGAAAAAAUCCACACUUAGUCAGAGAUUAGUCAAGCUCUCCAAACUUCACAUGAUGGUCACGCAACACUCUCUAUUUUUGUCAACCAUGCUGAAGUCAAGAGAAGACAACGACACGAACAUCCAGACGAGAGAAGCCUUGGUGGAUAUACUGCUGACAGUUGUGAAACUCAGCCCCUCUGUUUGUGAGAGCAGUCACCUUGCUGUGUUGCUGGGUGCCUAUGGGGCUACGCUGAGUGUUGUAGAUCAGAAGAUAUUGUUGCUGCUUCAGUUAUAUGAGAAGAAUAAUCAAAGUCUUAUAAAUUCCAGGAUCCUGCUGUGGGGUCCAGCAGCGGUGGAGCAUCACAAGACUUGCAAAAGUUUGGGGAAGUCACUAUGGCAGCAGCCAACCAUGGAGGAGAUUCUGUGUCUGCUAGAUCGAGAAAAGAUGAUGAAGACAGUUCUAUCUUUCCCUCAGCAUCGCCAUCUUCUGCCAUCGAAGGAGGAGCAAGAGUCAUUGUAUAGAGAUGAAAGUGUCAAGAGUCUCGAUGACUUCUAUGAUCCCUGUUUUCUGCUUCAGCUCUUCAGUGAAUUGACAAGACCAGAGUGUGUAGUGGCAUGUCACAAGUUUGUAGAAGUCAAUGCCCUGGGUCUAACAGUAGCUGCACUUAGCAGCUACGAUUCUAACAUGAGAGCAGCAGCAUAUUUUGUACUGGGUUCCUUUCGCUCUCAUCUAGAAGGAGCUCGCUUUCGAGAGCAGAAACAGUUGCUGUAUCUCAUGGAUGCUGUGCAAAAUGGGAUCAGGCGGCAGAACCUCAGAUUUACCUUCUCCUUAACCCUCUACAUUGCUCGUGUGGCACAGCAGAUGCUGAAGCCAGAGGAGCACAUGUACACAAAGAUAAACAGAUUCCUUCUAUCACACCAGUUUUUGGACCUGAGGAAAGUACCAGGGUUUUUCCAGCUUUUCUACAGCUUUGAUUUGGAGCACAAAACAGAACGUGAAUGGGUUCUUAGGCUCCUUGGAGAAGGGCUGCGUGACAAAUACUGCUAUCAACUUUAUGACUACCAAAGGAUUUUCCAUGUCAUUCUUUCCUUUUUCAACAGUCCCCUGUGUGAUGAGGGCUCUCAGAAUCACAUUCUGGAGAUAUUACAAAAUGCUGCCCGUGUCACCAAAGCUGCCUAUGAACUGAUACAAGACCACAGUCUCUUAACCUGGAUACUGCAUAUCUUAGAGAAAAGGUUUUUGGAAAAUAGGAUGUUACAUAAAAUCAUUUCCUUAGUCCAUGCUCUGUGGGUUACAAAUUUAGGAGGCAAGAGAGAAAGCAGGAAAGAUCUCCAGGAGAACAGGAAGUUUCUUCCUAUUCAGCUUAUAAAUGAAUUUCUGUAUGUUUUGAUCGCAUUAGUCAAACACAUUCGGACUACUUUAGAUCUGGCCAAACUGACUCAGUUUUUCAGUACACUGGAUUCUGUGCUGGGAUAUCGUGCUAUAGUUGUUGAGGCCUUCAAAGAAAUGAGCCGGUUCACUGUGAAUGACAGUGUUCUCUCAAACAAAGAGAUCCUGCUGCUGUUGCAUAAGUGGAGCAUCGUUGAAAGAGACCUGCAGGUUCAAGAUAAUGUGCAGAGUCUUGCUCAAAAAUACCAAAUCAAAGAAUUACUUAAAAAUAUAAAAGAAAAGAACAAGUCUCAAGCCUCAUUUCAUGCAUAUCAUCACAUUCGGAAAAAAAAUGAGCUAGAGAGAGAAGAUGACACUGACGCAAACCUGAAAGCAUCUGAGCUGGAGAAGUGCAGAGAGCAUCUGAAUUCCAUAUUUGCAUAUUGGGAGCCUAUUUUCCCAGCCCUGCCUACCAAACGUCCAGAGGAGCCCCUCAGAUCUAUGGACCUUGAAGAUGAAACAGUCAGUCUUACCUGUGCGUGCACUUGCAUAGUAACUAAAUGGCUCAUAAAGUCCAUGGCUGAGCAUAGCCUCAAUAUGCAAAAUGUUUUAUUAACUCUGCGGUGGCUACAGAAAUGCAUUUUACCACACCCUGAGGCAGUGCAGCAGAUUCUUGGGGAGGCUACAUUAAGAAACAACAUCUUCAAGUUUUACACCCGUAUCUGUGAGGCCAACAAUGGGACAGCUGGUCACUUGAGCGAGCUCUGUUUGUUUAGUUCAAUCAUGCUUCACCUGAUGGAUGCUCAGGGCCUGACUAACAACAGCUUUCAUGAACUUGUGAAAACAUUGUGCCUGUCAGCAAUGACAGAAGAGGAUGAGAACAAGAAAGCUGUUUGUGUGUUCCUGACUUCUGUUUACAUUGGAGACAUAUGGCUUGGAGCACAGGAGCCAGAUAUGUUAAUAACCCAUGUCAAAUUGAUCUACAGCAGCACAGAUGAUAAAUUAAAUGAUGGUGACAUGGAAACCCGUAAACAGGGAGAAGAAACUAUUAUGUCUCUUUGUAAAACCCUUUACUUAGCUGCAUUGGGGAAUUAAGUCACUGGGCUGACACUUGAUCUUUAAUGUUAUAUGGUAUGCCAUCAUUGCUGCGAGUCAUGAAAUCCUCUUGAACUGUGCUCCAGACGAACCUAACUUGUUUUGUCAUAAAGAUCAAUAUUUUAUUACUAUGUGCAAACUCAGAUGGAGAGACUUGUAUUCAUCAUCUCUCAGUGGAAUAUUAAAGCCAUAAUUUCCCUUUUCUUGAAAUGAGCAUUAUGGGACACUGAAUAUUAGUUAUAUCAUUUUUAUUACAGAUAUUUUUAUUUCAUGAAGAACCAAAAAAGACUGAUCAGUGUAUUGCCUCUGGACUCUAUUUCAGUCCCCAUGUAGUUAAAAUCCAUCAUCUCCCCAACUUAAGAUUGAGGAGAAAAAAAAAACUGCAGUACUUCACCACAACUUGGUAUGAAGUGCAAAGAACAAGUAUUCAGGGGUUUAGCCAUGAUGAUGUACUAUUUCUUGAAGAACUCUGUUUCUUUCAUGGUACGUGAUAGCAAAACCAGUAUGAAUAGAAGACUGUGAACAUUGGAAUUAGGAUGGUCUGUGGUUCUUGUUUUUAAAUUAAAUUGCUUUUGAAAGCAUCUAUAUCAGAGAUGUUUUGGUUUUAUUCUGUCUUUUCUGGUUUUGAAUUAAAAAAAAAACAACUGAACAUCAUCAGUGCUGAAACAUACUUGCAGCAAAAAUCUCUUCACUCUGAAAGGAUAGGAGAUGGAAUAAAAUGCAAAUGACUUGCUGCUGAUUGAUUAUACAUAUUUUUUGUUGGAAAUUCUCUGUGAACUCUGAUAAAUAUUUCUUGAACACUGCCUUGAGGGCAGUUUAACAUACCAUUCCAAAGAUGCAAACAUGCAGAGCCUGAACUUGAACUUUUGAAAUGUAAAAUAGGAUUUAUUAAACUGAUUCAUGAAUAUGUGUUGUGUCUAGGUACUUUGUACAAAUUCUAUACUGGAGAAAAAAUCAGAAAUGCAGACUCCUUGUGAUACUUAUAUAAUGUGUAUGUUUUUUAAUAAAAGAACGUGAGAUGCAAUUAAUAAGACAUGCUUCUACAUGUAAAUAUUCUUGUCUUCAAGAACGCCUUAAUAUCUAUCUGAAGAGAUUAUUUAAAAAUCAAAAAAAAAUUUAUUGAACAAGCUUCAAGGCCAUUAGAGGCUGAAUUGUUGUAUAAUAUUGAUAUAAAAUCCCUAGAGCGUGACAUAUCAAGAAAUUUUCUUUCCAGUGAAAAAAAUGGAAUUUACUUCCUUUAAAAAAAAAAAAAAAAAAAAAAACAAGAAAAGCAAAAUUAA
This is a messenger RNA of Struthio camelus australis, 7961 nucleotides long. The record is from RefSeq and is a predicted model, not a curated record. NCBI's taxonomy places the organism in Eukaryota, Metazoa, Chordata, Aves, Struthioniformes, Struthionidae.